Messenger RNA from Amphiprion ocellaris (clown anemonefish), 5228 nucleotides. Its product is annotated as ADAMTS-like protein 2. The record is from RefSeq and is a predicted model, not a curated record. Gene Ontology annotation, biological process: extracellular matrix organization. The transcript has 20 exons. Gene Ontology annotation, molecular function: metalloendopeptidase activity. Lineage: Eukaryota; Metazoa; Chordata; Actinopteri; Pomacentridae. The coding region runs from base 123 to 3095 and encodes 990 amino acids. Gene Ontology annotation, cellular component: extracellular matrix.
CGUCGCUGCAUCAAAAAGGGGAAAAAGGGGGUCGAAGGAGGAGGAGGAAAGAGGGAGAGAGGGGUGAGGAGGAGGUGAGGGCAGGGGAAGUGUUGUCGGUCGGUGCGCGACAUGAAUGAACCAUGUUGGGUAACGGAGGCUUCGCUCUCCCGGUAUGCUCCUUUCUGCUGCUGCACCUCCCGGUUCUCCCGCUAACCAGCAACUGGCCCGUUAAGGACAGAAGUGAAGGGAGGGUGGAGCAGCGUAACGUCCAUCUGCAAUCACACAGCCACAGCAGUCAGAGUGUCAAACAGAUGAGCAAAAAGGAGGAGGUGUUCCAGUGGUGGGGGGAGUGGUCCAGCUGGUCCUCCUGCUCCAGGAGCUGUGGAGGAGGAGUGAGGAGUCAGGAGAGACACUGUCUCAUCCAGAGGUUGUCCACCACCCAGAACGUAAACAGUUCAUAUUGUGUCGGCUCCCCUAAACAGUACCAGCUCUGUCCAAACCCGCCAUGUCCCAGCCCCAGUGUCAGCUUCAAACAACACCAGUGUUCCCAGUUCAAUUCUAAAGCCUUUGGAAGAAGAUAUUACCAGUGGAUACCGCUUUAUCCAGCUGAUUACAUCAGCAUCUCCAAUAAGCCAUGUGACCUCCAGUGUACAACCAUCAGCGGUGAGCGACAGCUGCUGGUUCCUGCCCACGACGGGACCUUCUGUCGGGACACUAAAUACCACGGAGUCUGUAUAGAGGGGAUAUGUCAGCCCGUAGGGUGUGAUGGGAAGCUGUUCAGCAGCAGGACAGUAGACAGAUGUGGUGUCUGUGGAGGCAACGGGACGUCAUGUCAACGCAUCUCUGGAUCCUACAGGAAGGCACUCGCACAGUUAGGUUAUGUGUUCAUCACUAACAUCCCAGCUGGAGCUUCAGACAUUCAGAUCAUAGAGAGACACAAGACUGAGAACAUCCUGGCCCUGUCAGAUGAAGCGGGACAUUUCUUCUUCAACGGAAACACUGUGUUUGACAAUCCUCAAAACUUCCAUGUGGCGGGAACAGUGUUCAAAUACCGACGUCCAAGCAAUGUUUUUUCUGACGGGCUGGAAUACAUCAUCGCACAGGGACCCACACUGCAGGGCCUCAACGUCAUGUACUACAACUUGAAUGGGAAACUCCCUCACAUCACGUAUGAGUACACCGUCCCUCUCAAGCCUCACGAUGUCACUGCAGCAGAAGGCAUUGCUACAGGCCCCGCCCAUCUGAACCUCACCUUUAACGAGGUAAACGAGGAUGUCAGAGGGGAUGAGAGCAGCCUGGUGAACCACAGCAGAGGCGUCCAUCACUACAACACUCAGGAAGACGAGGAGGAGGAAGUGGUGUGGGAGAUCCGGACACCCAGCCCCCCUCCACCAGUAGCCAUUUUAGUCUACAGACCAGCUGAUGUCACGAGUCACAUCUUCACCCACAACAAUGUGGAAGAGCAGGGACCUCCAGCACCGUCCGGAUACAAGAGUUCCUCCAACUCAGUUGAUGAACCAUCCACUGCUGAUGACAACACACUGCUGCUCUCAUUCCCAGGUAGUCAGAGUGUUCAUCCUGCCGCCCUGCCAGAUGAUGCUUCCUACGUCCUACUGGAGGAUUUACAUCACAACCAGACACAGUCCAACACUCACACCGUCAAACACACACUCACCGAUUCACAACCACAAACACAUGCAGAGACUCUGGCUGCCUCAGAUACAGAAGGACGCGUGGAAAUCCACCUGGACACACUCACAGUUACCGACACACACUCUGUUGCAGAAACACAAACCGACACACACACCGCCAUCUUAGUCCAGCUGCAACAGGUGUCAGCCGUCCAAGCUGCCAACACAGAGAGCAAUGACUUUGAUGUGGGCCUGGACCCAGAUAUUAGUCUGGCAGACAUGUAUCGCUGGAAAGUUUCUGCUUACGCUCCAUGCAGCUCUACCUGUACAACAGGUAUCUCCACCAGCUACGCCCUGUGUGUCCGCUAUGAUGGUACUGAAGUGGAUGACAGUUACUGUGACUCUCUGACGAGACCAGAACCCACUCAUGAGUUCUGCACAGGAAAGGAAUGUCCUCCACGAUGGGAGACCAGUGGUUGGAGUGAGUGCUCUCGAACCUGCAGUGAAGGCGCUCAGUAUCGGACCGUACGCUGCUGGAAGAUGCUGUCGCCCGGCCUUGACUCUUCUGUCUACGAUUCUCUGUGUCUGUCGCACGACCUCCACAAACCGGCCAGCAGAAAGGUCUGCCACGGCCAGAGCUGUGGACCCCAGUGGGAGGUUUCAGAGUGGUCCGAGUGCUCGGCUCGUUGUGGCUCUCGGGGCGUCCGGACUCGAGAGGUUCGAUGCUCCAUGGAAAUGAAGCUGUGUAACGAGUCCUCUCAGCCAAUAGAGAGUCAGGAAUGUGAAGGCCCGCCCUGCGACAGACGAUGGACAGUUUCUGAUUGGGGACCUUGCUCAGGUGUGUGUGGGGAGGGGAGGAUGGUGCGUGCCGUCACCUGCCGUUCAUCAGGUGGGCUGGUGAUGUCAGAGGAGCAGUGCGACCAAUCACUGCGCCCGCUGGCCAUCUAUCCAUGUGGUGACAGAGACUGCGCCCCCCACUGGGUUGAACAGGAGUGGCAACAGUGUAACGCUACGUGUGGUCGCGGCGUGCGGCAGCGUCAGGUGGUGUGUGUCGGUCUGGAAGGAGGCGUGUUCAAAGAGUUUCCAGACAGCAGCUGCAACCAAAGUAAAAAACCAGAGAUGAGCUCCUCCUGCUUCCAGAGACCGUGCUCCAAGUGGUUCACCACAUCCUGGUCUCAGUGCAGUAAGACCUGUGGGAGUGGCGUCCAGGUUCGAGAAGUCAAGUGUUACCAGGGGGAGGAGCUGGUAACCAGGGGCCACAGCUGCAACUCGGCCCUAAAGCCAGAAGCCAGACAGAGCUGUGAGAUCCAGAGCUGUCCGACAGAAGCUCCAGCAGCGCCGCCGGCAGCAUCAGUAGCUGUAGACGACUCCUGCCAGGACAAGCCGACGGCCAACUGUGCCUUGGUCCUGAAGGUGAAACUGUGCUCCCACUGGUACUACAGGAAGGCCUGCUGCCAGUCCUGUAAGGCACCGAGACCCUGAAGUCUGAACUGUAACCUCUCACCUCAACGGCAACCACUGGUACCAAAGCUCACACUUCAUUCUUAUUGGUGCUACACGAAAGCCUGCUGCUAGCAACGUAAGGCCUUCAGGACAUCAACAUUAGCCUCAUCACUGAUGUCAAAGGCCAACAUGUGGUCACUGUAUUACCUUCUACUCGUCAACCUUAUCCUUUCACUCGUGUUCCCUCCUUUUUAGGUUGUACUAUCAGCACUACUAAAGAUAAAAAGUCUGAAUUACUUCCCCUUCCUUCAAGAUUCAUUCCAUAUUCUAAAAGCUUUACCCUGUUCCAUGUCACAGAGGGAUUAUACAGUCACCUUGUGUUCACCCACCGCCUCUUCCCCAGACAAUGUGAAGAUAGACUAACUUUAUAACACACUGGGACACACUUUCUAACAGAUAAAAGCAGCAAACUGGUCUUUUGAUAAACAACCAGUUUUAUUUUAUUCCUGUUCCUCUCUUCACCACUGCAGGUCUGUAUUCUAUCCAUUCCCUCACUUCUUCUUAAGGGGCUAAAGAAGGUCCAUCCAAACCACACUAAAGCCCUGAGGCAGCUUUGUUGUCACUGUGGCAACAGAUCAGGACAGAAAACAAGAUGACUGAGCGUCCUCAGCCUCGACCCGAUCCUGUCCUGCUAUUCAAACACAAACCCAUACAGAGAGUUUGGUCUGGAGGUUUUACUGCUGCCAUGCUGGUGGAGCUACACUCGGUUCUUACUUGCUCUUUUUCUCCAACACAGUAUUGUUGUGACCAAACUGCAGCAUUUCUCCUAAAACAAAAGCAUUCUAAUACAUCCUGUACUCAAAAUAAACUUAAAAACAGAAAGAGAAAAUAGUUUAUUGCCGUUUGUAUCCAGACAGCCACUAACUCUAGCAGGCAACAUUCUUUGGUAGAUAAACUAAAUAUAGCAGAAAAAGGACAUUCAUUUUAACAGACACCAAGCUGGAUGGAAACACAUCAACAGAAGCUCACAAAAGACAUAAAAACAUUCUUUAGAGCUGAAAUUAAUCUGAUGUUUUAACCCUCCUGUUGUCCUCAUUUAUGGGCACCAAAAAAUAUUGAUUCCUUGUCUGAAAAAAAAAAUCCAAAAAAUCAGCAAAAAAAAUUCCCCAAAUUUCUGAAAAUUUGCAAAAUCUUCAGGAAGAAAAUUCCAAUAAUUCCUUAAAAGUUUCCCUUCAAAGUUUUGUUUUUAAAAAAGACAAAACUUGGCAAGAAAAUUCUUGUAAAUAUUUUCAAAAAAUGAUUAAAAACCUUCCAAAAUAUCCAAAAAUAUCUAAAAUGAUGACAUAUCAGUAAAACUUCUAAUAUUUUCUUUAAGAACAUUAACAUAAAAAUCAACCAAAUCCAGCAAAAUGCGCUGGAUUUUGGUUGAUUUCUUAUGAAUGUUCUUUAGAAAUUUUUUUUUUAACAUUUCUUUUUUUCCAAAAAAUGUUCAAAGAUUUCCCAAAAAUGUUGAAAAUGUGGACAUCAGAAGUUUCACUGUGAAAAUCUAUAUUUUUCCCCACAUUUUCGAACGUUGCAGCAGGUCAAUUUUGACCUGCAGGACGACACCAGGGUUAAAUGUAGAUUUAAUAACUUUUAUACAUAGGAAGCAAGAAUUUUCUUCCUGAAGGUUUUGCAAAUUUUCAGAAAUUUGAGGAAUUUUUUUGCUGAAUUUUUGGAUUUUUCUCAGACAAGGAAACAAUAUUUUUUGGUGCCUUUAAGCAGGAGGGUUAAACGUUGGCGUGUUCCUUUAAAACUAAACAGUUGCUUUUGGAGAAAUCCAGUGUGCUUCUAAAGAAUUUUCAGGCUUGGAGGAGCUUCAGGCCUUGGAGGAGCUUCAGGCCUUGGAGGAGCUUCAGGCCUUGGAGGAGCUUCAGGCCUUGGAGGAGCUUCAGGCCUUGGAGGAGCUUCAGGCCUUGGAGGAGCUUCAGGCCUUGGAGGAGCAGGACUGUGCUGCUGAGACCAAUGUGGCUGCCAGUAAAACCUGUUGGGGCUAAACUGUCAUCUAGCGAAUCCACUGUGUAACGGGGCCUGUCGUCUCCCAGAGCGUUGUUUACCUGUUGUUACUUUGCCCACAGAGCUGCUGCAGUUUUUUGUACUGUAUCGCACAUAAAGAAUAAAAGAUCAGCUGUU